This is a messenger RNA of Rhizoctonia solani, 5130 nucleotides long. Its product is annotated as ATP-dependent RNA helicase DOB1. Lineage: Eukaryota; Fungi; Basidiomycota; Agaricomycetes; Cantharellales; Ceratobasidiaceae. Gene Ontology annotation, biological process: maturation of 5.8S rRNA; RNA catabolic process. Gene Ontology annotation, cellular component: nucleus. The record is from RefSeq and is a predicted model, not a curated record. The transcript has 22 exons. The coding region runs from base 1 to 5130 and encodes 1709 amino acids. Gene Ontology annotation, molecular function: ATP binding; RNA helicase activity; nucleic acid binding.
AUGGACGACUUAUUUUCUCAUAUUACUGGCGAUAGUGGCCCUGCUAUGGAUAAGGGGAUUAGCGAAUCCAAGCCCAAAAGGAAAAAGCGAAAAGCAGGUGUGGGUGAAGCAGCACCUAGCACGGAGGUUGGUGGCGAAACGAAACCGACGUUACAAGACGAAGAGGCAAGUCCUGCUGAGCCAGCCGUCAAAAAGCAAAAAAUCGACGCUCCAGAAUCUGUCGAAGUGGACGCUGUCGAGGUACAGGCAGAACGCGAAGUCGCAGUCAGCCAUGGCUUGACCGGUCAGGAGACGUCGGAACAAGGGGGCAGUUUGAAGCUCACUCACCAGGUUCGACAUCAAGUCGCUGUUCCUCCUGGAUAUCCAUAUACACCUAUUAAGGAGCAUGUUCCUCCAGAGAAACCAGCACGGGUCUAUCCCUUCACAUUAGAUCCAUUCCAGCAACUCUCUGUGUACGCUAUUGACCGAAACGAGUCUGUGCUGGUUUCUGCACACACUAGCGCCGGCAAGACAGUUGUUGCCGAGUAUGCGAUCGCAAAAUGCCUGAGAGACAAACAGCGGGUGAUUUACACCAGUCCAAUCAAGGCCCUUAGUAAUCAAAAGUACCGAGAAAUGUUGGCCGAGUUCGGAGACGUUGGACUUAUGACAGGGGAUGUCACCAUUAAUCCCACUGCUUCAUGUUUGGUCAUGACCACCGAGAUUCUCCGUUCAAUGCUAUACAGAGGUUCGGAGAUCAUGCGUGAAGUUGCCUGGGUUAUUUUUGACGAGAUCCACUACAUGCGAGAUGCUGAGCGUGGCGUUGUUUGGGAGGAGACUAUUAUUUUACUCCCUCACACCGUUCGAUACGUUUUCCUUUCGGCCACAAUUCCCAACGCCAUGGAAUUCGCUCAUUGGAUUUCUAAAAUACACGAACAACCCUGUCAUGUUGUUUACACCAACUUCCGACCCACUCCCUUACAACACUAUCUCUUUCCUGCUGGCGGUGAUGGCAUCUAUCUUGUCGUCAACGAAAAAAGCGAGUUUCGAGAAGAUAAUUUCCAGAAAGCAAUGGGCAAAUUGGCUUCGAUGCAAGGUGAAGACCCGGCAGACCCACUGGGCCCUUCGGACAUUUAUAAGAUUGUCAAGAUGAUUAUUGCCAAAAACUUCAAUCCAGUCAUUGUGUUUGCAUUUAGUAAACGUGAAUGCGAAGCGCUCGCUCUUCAAAUGUCUAAACUGGAGUGCAACUCGGAGGAGGAACAAGAGAUGGUCCAAAACGUAUACACAAACGCUAUUGCGGCACUGUCCGAGGAAGACCGAAAGCUACCUCAGAUUGAGCAUUUGCUGCCGUUGCUCAAGCGUGGUAUCGGGAUCCAUCACGGAGGUCUACUUCCUAUCCUCAAGGAAGUCAUCGAAAUUCUCUUUCAAGAAGGACUCAUCAAGGUUCUUUUUGCGACGGAAACAUUUUCAAUCGGGUUGAACAUGCCAGCCAAAACGGUCGUCUUUACAGACGUGGAGAAAUUCGAUGGACGGGGCGUUCGUCCGCUAUCUUCUGGAGAGUACAUUCAAAUGUCCGGUCGUGCUGGACGUCGAGGGUUGGACGAUCGAGGAGUGGUAAUUAUGAUGGUGAACGCCAAGCUGGAACCCGCGACGGCCAAGGGAAUGGUCAAGGGCGAGGCGGAUCGGCUCGACUCGGCUUUCCAUUUGGGAUACAAUAUGGUUUUGAACUUGAUGCGGGUGGAGGGUGUAAGCCCCGAGUACAUGCUUGAGAGGUGCUUCUAUCAGUACCAGAAUGGCACCAAGGUUCCUGCCUUGGAGUCUCAGCUUACGGAGUUGGAGGAAAAGAAAGCCGAACUGGUCGUACCUGAGGAAGAAUCCAUUAGUGAAUACUAUGAGAUUCGAAACCAAUUGGACGAGCUUGGAAAGGACUUCCGGACCGUUAUUACGCAUCCAACAUAUGCAUUGCCAUUCUUGCAACCUGGACGAUUGGUCACAGUCAAACAUGGUGACCAAGAUUUUGGGUGGGGUGUCGUGGUUAAUUUUACACAGCGAGCUGCUCCCAAAAAUAACAAAUCUGCAAUCACUGCGUUUGAGUCCCUUCCACCCCAAGAAAAAUACGUUGUGGAUGUGCUCCUCAAUUGUGCCAAGGGAUCCACGACGACCGGUAAUACCAAAUCGACUGAAGCCACCUCUUCGGGGGCGUUUAAGCCAUGCCCUGCUGGGCAGGAAGGGGAGCCACUCGUAUGCCCCGUGCUUUUGUCAACGAUAGCAAGCAUCAGUCACAUCCGUGUUCAUAUGUCGAAAGACUUGCGUCCCGUUUCUGCACGAGAGACCCUGUGGAAAGUUGUUACCGAAGUCAAGAGGCGGUUCCCAAAGGGGAUCGCCCUGUUAGAUCCUAUUAAUAACAUGAACAUCAAGGACGUAAAGUUUAAGGAGCUGGUCGAGAGAAUCGCUACGCUAGAGAGACAGCUCGAAGGACAUGCCUUACACUCUGACCCCCGGCUGCCUACACUCUACGACGCAUAUGCGCAGAAACAAGAUCUCAGUGCUCAGAUUCGGGUCCUGAAAAAGACUCUUGGCGCUGCACAGGACGUAAUGCAGAUGGAUGAGCUCAAAUGCCGAAAGCGAGUCUUGCGCCGGUUAGGGUUUGCGAGCACUGACGAUGUGGUCGAGAUCAAAGGCAGGGUCGCUUGCGAGAUUAGCACCGGUGAUGAACUGCUCUUGACCGAGAUGGUCUUCAACGGGGUAUUCAACAGCCUAUUGCCGGAGCAAUGUGCCGCACUAUUGAGCUGCUUCGUAUUUACUGAAAAGAGCGAACAAGCGACGAAACUCAAAGAGGAACUUGCUGGCCCGCUGAGAACUUUGCAGGAAAUAGCGAGAAGGAUCGCCAAGGUAGCAAAGGAGAGCAAAAUGCCUGUUGAUGAGGAGGAGUAUGUACAGAGCUUCAAGGUGGAGCUGAUGGAUGCAGUGUUGCAAUGGUGCAGGGGUGCUAAAUUCGCUGAUAUCUGCAAGAUGACGGACCAAUUUGAAGGCUCCCUCAUCCGUGUGUUCAGACGUUUGCAGGAGCUCAUCCGCCAAAUGACUCAGGCCGCACACGCGAUCGGAAACACCGAGCUCGAGGCCAAGUUUACAAAAGCGAGCGAAAUGCUCGAGCGCCAAAACUCAGUCAUCUUCUGUUCAUCUCUGCUCGAAACACUCAUGACAAAUUCUGCCCCACCAUCAGCAUACACCCCAUCCUCAGACUUAAGAGAUGAGGCACCGCCAGCUUUUGAGUCCAGUUCUUCAACACCUCGGGCCUUCAUUGAUUCCAAGCCUCCACUUGAGCCACAGUCUAGCAACGAAGUAUCAAUAUCUGCCACCCAAGCUUGUGCUUCGGGGGGUCAAAAUCCUGAGCCUAGACCUCCACCAGCGCUUGUUAUCAAUGGCAAAACAACUCAACCCUAUGAUCUGGUCACUGUGUACGAAGUCAAAACUCACCUAGUCUUUCUGGGAGCCUUUGCACGCCUCAAGUCAGAGAUAAAAUCUCAGAAAGGCGUUGAUGUCCGCGGCUCGACCGAUGAGCUAUGGGCGAUCUACUUGGCCCGAGCCGUUGAUCGGUUCGCAGCAUGGCUAUCCAAGGGCCUUCCAGUCGACCUGGACGCAUCAAACCCAAGGUUGCUGAGCGAGGACGAACUACCUCCAUUGGAUGUGCUAAUGGCUUGGCACGCAUACUUGCUGAAUCCAAGGGUAUAUUAUGAAGAUGGACUGACCAAAAAAUCACAAUUGCUGGGUAUAUCAGGGUUUCCUUUCAAUCAUUUGAACAAGAUCAUAGAUGUCGAUACGCUAGCCGCCCUGCACCCAUCUCUCGAGAGGCAGAAUCGUUUUGAAUCUCUUACUGGACAACCGUGGUGCUGUCCAUCAAACACGACUAUUGCGAACACAAUGUUUGUUCCUUGUCCAAGAUGCGAAAAAUCCACGCUAAAUGAAGUCUGUUGGAUCACAAAUGAGAAAACUGGAUUUGCAGAACACGGUUUCAAGGCUCGAUGUCAUAUUUGUAUGGGAGUAUUUAAUCGAGAAGACAUGAUGGUUCGAGGUUUGUGUGACGAUAUUAUCAAAGUACGGAUUGGUUUGACUCACCAAUCAAGUAAUCCGGAGCAAAAGCCCUAUAUCUCUGGCACAUUGUUGGAUUGGAGAACUGGGAAACCGAACCCCGAGCAGGCAAUGCGUAGUAAUGACAUUUUGCUCAAGGCCUUCUUCACACCAGCAUCGAUGAAGUUUACGCGCGGAGAUUGGCUUGCAGGAUCGAUAAACUAUUCCAUCAAGCAGCUAGAGACCUCUCUCAAAAAUGGGUUAAGUUUAAAAGGAGGAGGAUCACAGGUUACUCGUAUUUUAAGCUACUACCGAUGCCCAUACUAUCCUUUUUCUAUAGAGCUUUGCGGCGCGAUAUACGCGAUGUUCAUCCAGAUCCUUCGCCAAGGAGGUUUCAUCGACAAGAUGCUUGGAUUAGGCUGGACAAAGCCUCAGGCAUUUGAUCAUGACUGUACCGUAAUUCAUCGAUGCAUCGCCCGCUAUCAUGCUUGGCUGGAUGUCAUGAGCCAGUUAAGUCGAAAAAUGCUUGUUCCGACGCUUGAUAUUGAUCUUGCAUGGCACACCCAUCAGUUGAAACAACAGAGCUACCGGAUAUGGACUUUAGAAGUCCUGGGACAGUUCAUUGAUCAUGAUGACAAGGUCGAAGAGAACAAGCUAUCAGAGGCAUACGAGCAGACAGCGAAGUAUUGGGAACAACGAUGGGGUGUCCCUUAUCAUGUCUGUGGUUGCUCACGCCCACCAACACACAAGCCUUUCAACCCAGGCGAAUCGAUUUCACGAAUAUUCCGGGGAAAGGGCAAGGCCGUCGAAUUCUCCAACUCUCGCCCGCAGCUUAUUUCCACCCAUGAAUGCGAUGCGCCAACUACGCAUCCUUCUGAGCAUAAUUCUAUGAUUAUCACGGGACAGCCUUUGUUCCAGAGUCGCCGUAAUAACAGAGCACUUAUGUACGCCAAGUGGGACAAGCAGAUGAAGUCGUAUGUGGACAAGGGCAAAGUUCCGCCAGAUGGAUGGGAAGCAAUGAAUGUGCAACGAUCUGCAGGACAUGGUCGGGGAUUUAUGCCUCCCAUGCCAGACCCUAAUCUGUAA